AUUUAUUUAUUUAUUUAUCUAUUUAGACAGGGUUUUGCUCUGUUGCCCAGGCUGGAGUGCAGUGGCGUGGUUUCUGCUUACUGCAACCUCUACCUCCCAGGUUCAAGUGAUUCUCCUGUCUCAGUCUCCCCAGUAGCUGGUACUACAGGAACAUGCCACCACACCCAGCCAAUUUUUGUAUUUUUUGUAGAGAUAGGGUUUCAAAUUCUUGGGCUCAAGCGAUUCAUCCACCUCAGCCUCCCAAAGUGCUGGCAUUAUAGUCCCUUAAUAUUCCAUAUGAAUUUUAGGAGAGUGCUACUAACUUUUAAAAUUGAAUAUGCACAUAUCUUAUGACCCUACAAAUCUACUUACAGAGAAACUCUUGCAUAAGUGCAUCAAGAGUCAUAAACAUGAAUGCUCACAGCCACAUUUUUAUUUUUACUAUCAUAAAUAAACGGAGAAAUCACUGGGUCUGGCUUGUUUACAUUUAGAUUUAUCCCAUUGCCUUUCCCUUACUUAGUCUUUUCUGUAUCCCAAAAGGCUAUAUUUCUUAGGCCCCUUUGCUUUUUGGUUUCCAGGUAGGUUUGACCAAUGGGAAACAAUAGCCAAAUAUUGGAGUGUGAGAGAAGGGGAAACCCAGUGUAUUUUUCUUCUUAUCUUUCUGCUGUCUCCCUUGUGGACAUAGCUUCCUCUGAUCAGUCAUUGCUUAGAUAGUUCCAGGUCCUGCAAGGCAGAAUUUGCCAUGAUUCCAGCUCUCAUUAGAUAGUUUUAUCUUCUCAAUUCUGAUAGUGCCACUUGCUCCAUCCAGUUGUCUCUCCAGAUUUAGCAGUUUCAGUGGUUUCCUGCUGUUGGGUUAUUUUGUAUCCUUUUUGGCUUCUAAGUUCUUCCAUUAUAUACUUAAUUAAAUCCCUAUAUUAAAUUUCCUUUAUUUGAAAUACCUACAGUGGUUUCUGUUUCCUCCUAGAUUCUGCCUAAUACAAACUCAGACAUUUGUUAAUAGGCUGCUGAAAAACGAAAUGCCCCAAUUUAAUAAUAUUUAGCAGAAAAAAUGAAUGAAUUAUAGCUACAUGCAACAAAAUAAAUAUGUUUUGGAAACACGGAGUAAAAGGGAAAAAGCAAGUGCUUGAAGACUGCAUCCAGCUCAAUAUCAUAUGUUAAACUCAAAUAACAAAACAAAAACCAAGGAAGACUGAGCAUUAUGUUAUUAAAAGAUGUAUUUGUGAUUAAAUUAUUUUUAAAUCAAAACGAUUAAACUACAAAAUUCAAGACAAUGAUUACCUCUAAUAAAAAAUUGGGGAUAUGAAAGAAGCACCUAGAUUUAUUCAUUGAUAUCAGAAAGGUUCUAAUUCCUACAUUGUGUGGUAGGUUCAGGAAUAUUCUUCUUGUUGUUAUGCUUCAUAAUUCGCAAGGGUGUUAUGUGUUGUGGUAGGUAGAAGAGUGCUCCCCCCAAAAAAUGUUUAUAUCCUAGGUUUCAAAACUUGUGAAUAUAUCACCUUACAUGGCAAAUGGUACUAUUACAGAUGUGAUUAUGGUUUGUAACUUUGAGAUAUGGAGAUUAUCUUGAAUUAACCUAGUGGGCUCAAUCAAAUCAUAAGGCCUUUAGAAUAGAGACCCUCCCCUGGCUGUAGUAAGUAAAAGAGAGAGACAGAGAAAGAGAGAGAAAUAAUGGAAGAAGAGUAAGAGAGGGAUUUCGACAUUGUUGGCUUUGAAGACGGGGGAAGGGUGCCAAAGAAAGUGGGUAGGUUGUCUACAGAACAUGCAAAAAGGAAGGAGAUGGAUUCUCCUUAGAGCCUCCAGAAGGAAUACAACCCUAAUUGACUAUAGCCCUGUGAGACUCACACCAGACUUCUAACUUAAAGAAAUGUAACACCAUAUGAUUUUUUGUUGUUGUUGUUGUUUGUUUGUUUUUGAGACAGAGUUUUGCUCUUUUUGCCCAGGCUGGAGUGCAAUGGUGCGAUCUCAGCUCACUGCAACUUCCACUUCCCAGGUUCAAGCGAUUCUCCUGCCUUAGCCUCCUGAGUAGCUGGGAUUACAGGCAUGCGCCACCAUGCCCAGCUAAUUUUGUAUUUUUUAGUAGAGACGGUGUUUCUCUAUGUUGGUCAGGCUGGUCUCAAACUCCCGACCUCGGGUGAUCCGCCCGCCUCGGCUUCCCAAAGUCCUGGGAUUACAGGCGUAAGCCACCGUGCCUGGCCAAGUUUGUAUUAUUUAAACCACUAAAUUUGUGACAAUUUAUUAUAGCAGCAAUCGAAAGCCAAUACAUAUAUAUUAUUUGCAUAUUAUGUUCUGCUCCAAACAUUAUCCCAUAACUUAAAAAAAUUAACAUAUGUUGUUUUAAAUGACACACAUCAAAACAAAGUGAAACAAAAUUUAAAUGUAAAAAGAUACAGGUAUACAUGUGUAUAUGUAUAUGUGUGUGUGUAUAUAUAUAUAAAUAUAUACAUGUGACACUUUUCAUAUUAAAACUAAACAAGGAUAGGAGUAGUAAUGUCUAACAAUUACCAUGGAAAACAAGAAGGCUUAACAAAAUAAAGAAGGCCAUUAUAUAAUGAUAAUAGAUAAACUAUAUGGAAUCUCUAAUAAUCAUUAUCCCAUAUUCACUGAUGAAAUAAUGCUAUAAUAUGUAGUAAAAAAUAAAGAAAAAUUGGGUUCUUUACAUAUUCUUAGUCUUUAAAAAGUUGAACAGAGGAAUUAGAAAAAAGACAAUCAUUGUAACAUUGAUUAUAUAUUGACAUGUAUAUAGAUAUAUACAGUAUAUAUAGUUAACAUUAUAUUCUAAACCAGGUGCACUUUUUAUACAGUUAAUGGUAUUAUAAGACCACAAAUAAACUAUCAAUAAGUUAUUAAAAUAUGAAAUUGGUAGUCACAUUAAUUAUCAUGAAAUAAAACUUGGUAAUCAAUUUUUCAAUAGAAUCCACCAUUCAUUUGAAAAUUAAAAAUUAUUUUCUCCUUAUUACACAGAUUCAAAUCAAAAAUCAAUUUUAUAGUUACAGAAGAUUGUAUAAAUGACUAAAAUGCAGACACUUGGAUGAGUUCUCUGUACCUUAGCGAUGUAGCAUGCAAACUUUUCCAGGAGAACCUUAGAUUUAGAAAAGCACUGCAGUUAGAAGUGUGGGCACUGGUUUCACACUACCUGAGACUUGAACUCCACUUUCAUCACUUGAUAGCUGUAGGUCUUGGCAAGUUAUCUAGCCUGUUUUACCUGUUUCCUCAUAGCUUCAUUGUGGUGAGGGUUAAAAGAAUAACUUCUGAAAAGUGUUCAGUACAGCCUUGGCACAUAGCAAAUUCUGGGAAACAUAUGCUGUUAUUAUUAUAUUAAAUCUUCCCCCAUUUGACUAAAAAACUGAGAUAUUUUAUUGGGUAUUGGAUUAAUAGAUUAUUUUAGUGAAAGUUGACAUAUUUACAAUAUUAAGCAUCUUGGUCUUUCUAUUAAUUCAAGUCUUUGCAUACAUUACUCAUCACAGUCUUAAUGUUUCCUUCAUAGGUUUUCCAAAUUUUUAUUGGAAUGUCCCUACAGGCUCAUUGUUAGGAAUGCUAUUAGCUGUUGAUCUGAAAUAUUUUUAUAUCUAGUUUAUUAAAUGUUAUUAGGAAAGGUUAUUGAAUUUUAUCAAAUACUCUUUCUCUUAUUUUCCAUAUUUAUGUGAUAUAUUAACUGACACACUUCCAAUAUUAUCCUAAUUAACCCAUCUUUGUAUUAUCGUUUAGUUGUGGUAAAGUUUUUCCUUUUAUAAUGCCAUCAAAUUAUAUCAACAAUGUUUUCUUUCAUAUCCUAAUAAUUACAUUUAUCAGUUAUAUUGUUCAAUAGUUUUCUUUUUUUGUAUUCUUUUAAAUCGGGUUGGAAUAUAAUAAAAAUACCUGGGAAAUUCCUUCUCUAUGAUUUGGAAAGAUUUUUAGUAUGAAUUAUCAUAUUUUGAGGGCAUAAAAAACUUCUGCUUUAGGAAGCUUUAUAGUUGUAUUUGAUUAGUAGCUUCUUUUCCAUUUCUGUCUGUUUUGGUUUUCUACUUCAUGAAUCAAUUUUAAUAAUUUAUAUAAAUAUCAGGUUUUUAAAACACAUAUGCUGUAAAGUUGUUUAUAUUUUUAUUGAGAAUUCCCUUACAGAAAAUAUGAUUUGGAAGAGCUCAUGGAAAAUUUUCUUUGACAGACAAGCACAAUACUUUUUUUUUACUUUAAGUUCUGGGAUACAUGUGCAGAACAUGCAGGUUUGUUAUAUAGGUAUACAUACACCAUGGUAGUUUGCUGCACCUAUCAACCCAUCAUCUAGAUUUUAAGUCCUGCAUGCAUUAGGUAUUUAUCCUAAUGCUCUCCCUUCCCUUGUCUCCACCCCCUGACAGGCCCCAGUGUGUGAUGUUCCCUCCCUGUAUCCAUGUGUUCUGAUCGUUCAACUCGUGCAUGAGAACAUGCAGUGUUUGGUUUUCUGUUCCUGAAGUACAAACUUCUUUAAGAGCAGCUAGUGACAAGCAGGAUACAUCAAUCUCUUAGUUAAAUUUAAAACAAAAACAAAAAGAAAACACUCUGGGACAGAAAAUAUAAUGAUCUUAAAAUAUCCUAGGGAACUUGCCUCUUCUAGCUGAUGCUGCCAAGCUAAGCUUCUUCAGCUCAUUAGCUUCUGCUUCAUCUCAGGCAGUAGCUACCCAUGUUGUUUAUUGCUUUGGCUCCACUCCUGGUUUUCUGGAUCCUUGUUUAUUCCUUGGCUGUGAUUUUCCCUUGACAUCUCAGUUUCUUAGUAAGCUUAUCUUAUGAAUGGGCUUCUUUGCUAUUCUCUGGAGUAAGCUAUGCAUCUGUCUGUCAUUAUGCAGUACCAACUCUGGUUGCCUCACAGCAACCUACUCCAACUUUGGUGGCUUUUGAUGCCAGUGCUAACUGUUCACAUUCUGAUAAUCAUUUUGAAACAUUUUGUUACAACAAUGAAUGCUAUAUAGUGAAAAGAUAACUGAUGAUAUAAAUGGAGCCUAUUAAAUAAGAUGCCCCAAGCAAUGUCAUGGACACUACAAAUAAUUACAUGGACGCAUAUAUCUCUGUGGCAUAAAAAUGUAUUGUACUCUUUAAAGCAACUUCCAAAAUUUUCAUUGGAACACUUAAAAUAAUCAUGGGAGAAAGUUUUUAUUCCACAUUAGCAACUAGCUUUCUUUCUCUGUAAUUUUUAAUCAUCCCUGAUUUAACUCAAAGGAAUUCAAUAUUUGUUGAGUAGGUAUUAGAAGCACAUUGAGGAUUAAAACAGGGAAAAUAUAUCAGCUUUACCUUUUUCAGUUCAGGAGGAAAUAUUAAUAAAUUAAUUAAUAACUACAAAUAGAGCAAUAAAUAAAAGUUGGAUAAAGUCCACCUUUAAAGAUUCUCUCCUGGUAUUGAUUCUAAUAUAUACCUACCCUGGCUAAAUAGACAUUUUAAAAAAUAGACUUUAUUUUAUAGAACAGUUUUAAAUUUACAGAAAAAUUCAGAAAAUAGUACUGAGUUUCCCAUAUGUCACACAUCUAGUUUUUCCGAUUAUUAACAUCUUACCUUAUAUGAUAAAAUGAAUCUAUAUUGAUACAUUACUAUUAACAAAAGUUUAUACUUUAUUUAGAUCUUCUUCGUUUUUCUGUAAUGCCGUUUCUCUGUUCCAGGAUCCAAUCCAAGAUAUCACAUUAUAUUUAGUUGUCAUGUUUUUCUAGGUUCUUCUUACUUGUAACAGUUUCUUAGACUUUCCUUGUUUUUGAUUAUCUUUACAGUUUUGAGACAUACUCUUCGGGUAUAUUGUAGGAUGUCCUUCUGUUGGGAUUUAAUUGUUUUUCUCACGAUCAGACUGGGGUUACAGGUUUUGCAGGAAGAUUGCAGAGGUAAAGUACAAUUCUUGCCACAUUAUAUCAAGUAUCCAUCCUAUCAGUAUGAUAUAUUGGUGUUGAUGUUAAUCCUGAUCACUGUCUGAGGUAGUGUUUGUCAGGUUUCUCCAUAGGUAAGUUACUCUCUUUUCCCAUUUUCUAAACUGAACUCUGAAAGGAAGUCACUAUCAUCAGUUCCCAUUUAAGAAGUGAAGAAUUCUACUCCUCCUUCAGAGUGGAGUAUCUACAUAAAUUUUAGGAAUUCUGCAUCAUGUUUCUUCUCUCCCACAUUUAUUUAUUUAUUCAAUCACAUAUUUAUUUAUAUGAUUAUGGGCUCAUGGAUAUUAAUUUUAUACUUUGGGUUAUAAUCCAAUACUACUUUAUUUUACUACUCAAAUUGUUCCAUCUUUGGGCAUGAGGAACCCUUUCAGUUGGCUCCUGUCCCUGACAUAUCCCCAUCAAUGUGGGAUUUAUUUGAGUUCCUUACUUUCCAGAAUUACACGAUGCUCUAGGAUCAUCUAAUAUAUUUCCUGAGCCUAGAAUCAGCAAUUUUUCCAAGGAGUCCUGGUUCCUGUUAUUGUAGAAUGACAUUAGAAACCAAUAUCUGGGCUGAAGGUGUGCUUAUUGCUUUCGGGUGUUGUUUUAGGCAUUCUCAGCUGGCAAAGCAAAUAAAUAUAUGUAUGUAAACUAACUCCUGAAUAUUCAUACAUCUAUAAAUAUUUGUAUAUGUAACCAUCUGUAUUUGUAUUAAGCUAAAACUGAUGUUCCCAACUCUAAUCCAUUAUCAUAUGGAUUAUUCUAGCCUCCUCCCAUUGCUUAUCUGUAAAUUGCCACUCUAAAAAUGAGGAACCUGGCUCCUAUCAUCCACUUCCAUUUAAAUAACUGUUUAAUUCUGGUAUACAUGUAUAGUCAUAUCAGAAUUGGUAAUGUAAAUCAACAACUUUAUUAACUAGAGCACAGUGCCUAUGUGCAGUUUCUUCUAUUGUUAGAUUUUUAAUCUUGCAAUUCCAAAGUUAUUUAGGUCAGCACCUUUUCCGCAGUCUUUCCCGUGAGAUUGUUUCAUGUAAGUGUAAUACAGUUAGAUUAUCUUGUCACAACCUUCAUUCCUUCCUGGAAACCACCAACCUGCUAAAUAAUGUAUUUUUUCCAUUCCUCACAGCACAUUUAUUUCAGUAAUUCUGUUAUGUCGGUUCUUAGCAUGAGCACAGUGUUACAUGAUUUUCAUGCAUAUAAUCACAUCCAAAACAAGUUCUAAACUUUACACUGUAAACAUUCUCAUCAUGUGUAGAAAUAUUUUAAUUGGUGUAUUAAGUUUUGCUAACUGAUCAAAUUUGGAAGAUAUAAAAUAAUGUCUAUUCUAAAUUGUGUAGUGAGAAUUGUUUGUUAAUUACAUUUCUACAAUGUUAAAUAAAGUAAGAGGCAAAUCUGUCCUGAAAGCAUGUCAAACUUUAGAUAAAACAUUAAAAAAGAAACAAAUCUGUUAACAAAUGAAUGUCUGCAAUAAAGAACAUUAGAUUUUUAAAAUCUAUUAUCAUACAAAAAUAUAAAGGGUAAAUAGAAUCUUUGUUGAUAAAAUAUGAGGUAGCAUGGAUUCACCCCUUUAUUGUCUGAGAAAUGCAACAGGAGUAAAGAAUAUUUCCUUACCACAAAUAAUUUUCAGGAUGAUGUACAUAUUUCUUUUUGAAAUACUUGUUUAAACAAAUGUCCCUCCACUUUUUAGUACUGAAAAAGCCAUUCCAUGUGAUUUUUUUUAAAAAAACACUUUUACACAUCUAGAUAAAAUGUGUAAAAUGUUUGUAUGUAUUUAGAACAUACAAACAAAAUUUAAUGUCUUAUUUUUCUAUGCAAGUCUUGUGGAGAAUAAACAGAGUCUUGAUUCUGGUAACACUGCAGAAAACAUAAUUUUCCAAUGUGAAUAAUAUUUUUUAAUAUGGUAUACUUUGUUUCCCUCUUCGUGUUGUAAAGUUCUGUAGGUUUUGACAAAUGCAUAGUGUCACGUGUCUAACAUUACAGUAUCAUACAAAAUAGUUUCACUGUCCUAAAAACCCUCUGUGCUACACACUAUUCAAACCUCCACCCUAUCUUCUUAACCUUUGGCAACCACUGAUCUUUUAACUGACUCCAUAAUUUUGCCUUUUAUAGAAUGCCAUAUAAUAAAAAUCAUGCAGUAUGUAGCCUUUUCAGACUACCUUCCUUCACUUAUUAGUAUGUAUUUAAGGUUCAUCUAUGUCUUUUUAUGGCUUGGUAGCUUGCUCCUUUUCAUUGAUGAAUAAUAUUCCAUUGUAUGGAUAUUUCACCGCUUAUUUAAGAACAUCUUGGUUUCUGGAGAAUAUGAAUAAAGAUGCUAUAAACAUUCAUAUGGUGGUUUAUUGCAGACAUAUUUUAAAAUCAGUUGGGUAAAUACAUAGGAACAUGGUUGCUGGAUUGCAUGGUUAAAUGAUAUUUAGCUUUGUAAGAAUCUGCCAAACUGUCUUCCAAAGUGACUGAAUCAUUUUUUUAUUCACCAACAAUGAAUGAGAGUUCCUGUUGCCACACAUCCUUGCUAGCAUUUCGUAUUAUCAAUUUUUUGGACUUCAGCGGUUCUAAUGGGAGUGUAGUGGUAUCUCACUGUUGUUUUAAUUUGUAUUUCGUUAAUGAUAAAUGACAUUGAAUAUUUUUCCAUUUUUUUUGACCUCUGUAUACCUUUUUUGGUGGGUGUUUUCAGAUCUUUUGCUCACUUUUAACUGAGUUGCUUUUCUUUUUUCUUUAAUUGUUGAGUUUCAAGAGUUCUUCGUAUAUUUUGGGUGUAAGUCCUUGUAAAAAUGUUUUGCGAAUAUUUUCUCCCAGUAAGUGACUUGUUUCUUUAUUAUCUUAACAGUGUCUUUUGCAUGGCAGAAGUUUAAAUUGUUUUUUUUCUUUUAUGAAUUGUGAUUUAAGUGUUGUAUCUAAAGUCUCAUUGCCAAACCCAAGGUCACCUAGAUUUUUUCCUGUAUUUUCUUCAAGGCUGCUUAUUUGUGUCAAAUGGAUUUAGAUCAGCCAGGAAAGAGUAGGGUAUCCCAUUCUUAUUGAUAUGAUUUUAAAGAGCAUAUUUUCUGACAGUCUAUGAUUUUAAAAAACAAGUUUUCUCAGUAAAAGUGCAGCUAUGAAAGACGUUGUUCUGACUCAACAGCGGCAGCCUGACCUUGGGAGAAAAGUUGUUUCCUGUUAACUUCCCAGCUGGUUUUAUCUGUGACUGUUUUUUGUGUGUCUGUCUUAAUUUGCACAAUGAAUGGACAGUCUAAUGUUUUACUUUUUCAGAGGGAGCAGAUAUUUUGCUUCCUUACCACACAAGCUCACCACACAAUGCAGGGUUCUUAGCCUGCAUCGACUUGAUCAUAACUCAGGAAAAGACAGAUAUUGGUCAAUAUUUCCUUCCAAAAGUGGAGAUGAUAAAGUAGAAGUAUAGAAAUCCUAAAGUCCAGACCUUCCUUGUUCAGCCAGGUUUUGCUCCUUCUCCACACACCUUUGUUCUUUUCUCCAACUUCCAAGGAAUCUCACAAAGGAAGUGGGAAACAAUGAACCUAUUACUUCUUUCCUGCUUUAAAUCCAAUUCCACGUAGUCACGGAGACUGUUGGGCAGGAUCUCUGGCUUGGUGGAAAGUGGGGCGUGCUGCCUAAAGUGAUAGUUUGGAGGCCUUCUCUGUGCCGUCGCUAUGGGAAUGCCAGCUAUAUGUUGGCUGGGUGCGGGGCCCAGUCGCCAGGCCACACUGCACGCCUCCACAUCCUCAGAGAGCCCGGGACUUGGGUCCUGGCCCCGCCCCCUGCGGACCCGGCACUCUGUCAGUUCCGUCCCCGGUCCUGGGAACCGCUCUUUACCCCACUCUGCGUGUCUGCCGGAACCUGGCUGGGCAGCGCUACUUGCUGCCCUGCCAGGCCGGGUGAGGGCGGAGCCAGGCCUCCAGCCGCGAGGACUGGAGUCGCGGGAGGUGGAGCCCCAGUCCGGAAGCCGGGGAUCCGCGGCCAUGACGGUGCCGGUCCGCGGCUUCUCGCUGCUCCGCGGCCGCCUUGGCCGAGCGCCGGCGUUGGGCAGAAGCACAGCACCCUCCGUAAGGGCACCGGGAGAGCCCGGGAGUGCGUUCCGGGGCUUUCGGAGCAGCGGUGUGAGACAUGAAGCCAUUAUUAUAUCAGGAACCGAAAUCGCCAAGCAUAUCCAGAAAGAAAUACAGCGAGAUGUGGAAUCAUGGGUUUCCCUUGGAAACAGAAGACCUCACCUCAGUAUAAUUUUAGUGGGAGAUAACCCAGCAAGCCAUACAUAUGUCAGGAAUAAGAUAAGAGCUGCCUCUGCUGUAGGUAUUUGUAGUGAGCUCAUUCUAAAACCUAAGGAUGUUUCUCAGGAAGAACUUUUGGACAUAACUGAUCAAUUGAAUAUGGACCCAAGAGUCAGUGGUAUAUUAGUUCAGUUACCACUACCAGACCACGUUGAUGAGCGAACAAUAUGCAAUGGAAUUGCCCCAGAAAAAGAUGUAGAUGGAUUUCAUAUUAUCAAUAUUGGAAGAUUGUGCCUUGAUCAGCAUUCUCUCAUACCUGCCACUGCCAGUGCUGUUUGGGAAAUAAUAAAAAGAACAGGAAUUCAAACAUUUGGAAAAAAUGUGGUUGUGGCUGGAAGAUCCAAGAACGUAGGGAUGCCUAUUGCCAUGCUUUUACACACUGAUGGAGAGCAUGAACGGCCAGGAGGUGAUGCAACUGUGACAAUAGCUCACAGAUACACCCCCAAAGAGCAACUGAAGAUUCAUACGCAGCUGGCAGAUAUUAUCAUAGUUGCUGCAGGGUAAGUUAACAAGAAAGACAUUUUAGAACAUAGAAAAGGCUGGAAUAUGGGGCUUGUGUAUGGAUAAUUCACUUACAGAUAUUUGAGAGUUUAUCAUUUACUCUGAUUUUAAUUAAACGUGUACUUUUGAAUAGCAAAGAUAGUACUAAAUUCAUUCAAUUGAAUACUAAAUUCAUUCAAUUGAAUAUUAUUUAUUCAAUAAAUAUUGGACCCUUCCUAUGCAGCAGUAUCUGUUUUAAAUUUUAGGAAUACAGCAAUGGAUACAAAUGAUGAAAUGCCAGCCCUCGUAGAACUUACAUCUUAGUGGGAGAGAGAGCAAAUAAACAGUAAAAUAUAAUGCCAGAUAAUGAUAAGUGCUAUAAUGAAACUGGAUGAAGGAAUAGUGUUUUGGGGAUACUGUUUUAGAUUGAUUGAUUGGUGAAGAUCUUUCUUGGGAGGUGACCUUUUGAGUAGAGUUCUUGUCCUGGCCAUUCUCCAUUUGUCCACCAGCCCCAGUGUCUGCCCUUCCCUGCCCUGGUCUGGCCCUGAGAGGCUGACUAAUGAAGAUGGCCUCACCUGUGUUCCUCUAACACUGGCUCCCAGCAAGGUUUGGCACUAGUAGGAUAUCUGAAGGAGAAGAAGAGAAAUGUCAAGUCAUGGUGUUUCUUCUCUACUCUUUUCCACUUCUACUGUCUUUCUCUUCCUCCUGCAUCGAUAGCUUUUGCUCAGCAUCCUUUCCCCGACAGCUAAGGCUCUCACUGGGCUGCAGUAACACCAUUUCCUCACCCCUACAGACCUAGGAAUGGUACAAGCUUCCUCCAGUUUCUAAUCUCUAAGAGCUGCAACAGCUUUUGUUUUUAUCUUAGCCUGAAUAUAUCACUGUAAAAAUUAUUUCAUUACUAUAUGGGGUGGAUUCUGCUUCCCAUGGAGAUACCGACAGAAGCAGAUAUGUAUGAAGUAAAGGCACAAACCAUUCCUGGGGGAAGAGCAUCCCGAGCAGAGGAAACAGCAGAUACCAAAGUCCUUAGGCAGGAGCAUGCUUGAUGUAUUCCAGAACACAGGUCUUUGACGGCUUAUUAUAUUACUCUGAUUUUAAUAAAAUAUUAAUAAAUUAUGAGGAUACUAGUAAGAAAUGUUGUUGGGAAGGUAGCCAGGGUUAACUCAUGAAGGACAUUGUCGGCCAUGGUUAGGAUUUUGAUAUAAGCCAAGAAUGGCUGACAGCAGAUCAACAUGGUCUGACUUAGGUUUUAAAGGACUGAUCACACCUUUAAAAACAUAUCAGACCUCAUGUCUGCAGUUGUGUCAAGAACUGACUUUAGAGGUGUAAAAGUAGAAACAGAGAGGAGAGGUAUUGCAAUUUCAUUUAAUGGGUCUAGAUUUUGCUCUAAUUUGUUUUGUAUUUGAACACAUAGUUUCAAUCAAAUUUAAUAAAAUAUCUGAUUCUUCUAUAGGCCUUUUUCUGGAACCUAGAAUAUAUACAUGACUGCAGGAACAGUAGUUGGCUCCUCAUAGAGUAAAAAUAGAAAUGUUCUUUUUCCCAGAAAAAAAAUCAGUAAGCUGGUACAGAUAACCAUACCACAUUGCCUGUUUUUCCAAAAAAUUACAUUUGGGUGAUAUCAAAUGCAAAUUUUUGAACUGCAUUGACAGAAGUCAGGCAUGUUUAGAGAGUUAGUAAACUUUUUCAUACCACAGAUCAGCAUUAAGUGAAAUACUGCUUCAGCCACUGAUACCUUCAUGGCAGAUAAGUAUUAUACUGACUUCUUUUUAGAGACACUUCUGUUCACACACAAGACACAGAAUUUGUUGAGUAAAGAGGAAUUUGAAUGCUCAUCUUUGUCCAUUUCUAACCUUAGGCAGAAUGAAGUUUACAUUAUCCUUAAAAGGUAUUAUUUGACUAAUGUUAACAGCUUGUACAGAAUAUUUGACUAUUGUCCUUAGAUAACAUUUAUCAAAUAUUAUAUUGAAUGAGUAUUUUAUUCUAGUGGAGGAAAAUCUCUCAUCAUGCCUUCCUACUCGUGGUUUGUUUUAUUAUUAUGACAAAUGGCACAUGGGUGAUCACAAUCCACUUGCAAGAAACACUGAUAUUCUCUUGUAACUAAGUCAAAGCUUAUGCCAUAAUGCCAACACUGUUGUCCUCCUUGAGUUUAUCCUCUCUAGCUUUCUUUGUAAAGGCCUAAAUCAGCCUUGAGUACAGAUAUUUAAAAAGAAGACAGGAAAAGAAAAAGAAAAGGAAAAUAAAGGAAGAGAAGGACAAGGAAAACUCAAGCCUAUAUAAAAUAAACAAGACAGGAGCCAGGAGGUACUCAAGCUUUAGGUGUGGUGGGUGUUGAGGCUGUCCCACAAGCAUCCCGCUGAGGGUAUUUUCUUACCACCAGAGGGCGCCAGUCAGGUGAGCAGCUACUUCAGAUGUAGCCAAGUUGGCCAUACACCAUGCUAAUACUAGUUAGAAGACAUUUUAAACAAAGACAGUGGGAAGAAGUCCUGUUCCUUGCUUUUUUAUUUCACCUUUAAUGCCUCUUACUAAAUACAAAAGUAUGUUGAACGUAGAAGACAGAUUUGUAUGUAGUUCUGCAGUCUUCUUGAAGAAAUAAAUAUUUAGCCAAUGGGAAAUUUAGGGGAAGAAAACUGAGAAUUUAUAAGAAAUAACUAAAGAUUGCUACAUUUCCAGUUAAUUAAUAAUCACCUGGAGAAGUUAGGGAUAAAACAUGUAGGCAUUUAUAAAUUAUAGAAAAAAUGUGAGUGAAUAUAAAAAAUAAAUCCCAUAUAACCAGACAAUAGGAAUAAAGUAUUGCCAGAAUGACCAUAUCAUGCAUUGUGUGUGGGAAAUAAACAAAUACAAAUAGCAGUGGGUAUUUAAAAAGGAAAUAGUGAUCUAAUGGCAGAGGUAGCCAGAACGGGGAGGGCUAGAUCACUGUCAUAAUGAGAAUGUCAGCAUAUAUGGAAACAACCUCAUCUAGGAGAACUCAGGGUAGAAGGAGGAGGAUUGCGUGAUAUAUAUCAGAAAGAAUGAUAAUGUCUGAGAGAUGAGAGUGAAGAAUGUGGUGAUGAAAUCUUGACACAAGCUUGAAGAAAGUAAAAGAGGAAAUCCUGUGUGAAGAUCCUGAGACAUGAAUAUUAGCUUAUUUAAUAUUAAUGUCAUCCCUCCAGUUUCUCAUAGUACUACUCCUACUGGCUUAUAUAUCACUCACCUUUUUAAAAUUGCCCCCAAAAUUGAGAUUUAGACUCAGUUAGAAGCUUAGAUCUGCAGAAUCAGACCCUGUCACACUAUGCAAUUAGAAGUAAGUAGCUUCAAGUCCCUACUCAAAGCCAAAUCUCUGAGUUCACAGAAAGAGUUAACAAGUUUCUAGAGUACUUUAAUGUACCAUGGUUAUAGCACAUAGUACCUGUUUAUAGUUGUUAUCUUCAUUAGACUACAGCAGGUAAAGGCGUGGUAUUUUUUUUUAAGCUUGCUAGGUAAGUGCUUAGAACAAUAUCUAACACAUAGUGGUUGCCCAGUAAAUGUGAGCUGUGUUGAUUUUGAGAUUAUAACUACAAUAAGAACUUUUUCAAAUUGAUACAUAUUUAGCCGAUAUAAUCUAAUUUUUUAAGAUGGAAUUAUUCUAGUUGUUGGAUUUACACAGUGUAGCAUUAUUUUUGGGAACUACCAAAUUAUUCCAGUUUGUCAUCAUAAAGUAGUUGCUAAAGCAAUAAAAAGUGAAAUAUUUAUUCAUGAAAGAGUAGUUCAUGUCAUUAAGUGUAUGAAUGGAGUGAUUUAGGUGUAAAUGUUAAGAUUAAGAAAUGAUGGGAAAGGUGGCCGGGUGCAGUGGCUUACAUCUGUAAUCCUAGCACUUUGGGAGGCUCAGGUGGGUGGAUCACCUGUGGUCAGGAGUUUGAGACCAGCCUGUCCAACAUGGUGAAACCCUGUCUCUACUAAAAAUACAAAAAUUAGCCAGGUGUGGUGGUGGGUGCCUGUAAUCCCAGCUACUCAAGAGGCUGAGGCAGGAGAAUCACUUGAACCCGGGAGGCGGAGGUUGCAGUGAGCCGAGAUCACACCACUGCACUCCAGCCUGGGCAACAGAGCAAGACUCUGUCUCAGAAAAAAAAAAAAGAAAAAAGAAAAAAAGAAAUUAUGGGAAAGGUGAAGAAAGAGUAAGGAGACUAUUACAUCUAAAGAACAGUAAGAGUAUUGGAUGGUUGAAAGGGGAGGAGCAGUUUAGGGAAAGGCUAAAUCAGCUUUGCACAAGCUACUGAUAAAGAAGGGAAAGCUAGCCAGUAUCAAUUCUAAGAUCAUGUUGGAGAUCAUUGGGCUUUCUCGUAUCUGCUUUAAGGAAACUGUAGGCUAUCCUAAGUCUGUAAAAUUCUAGGAAUCUUCAUUAUUCAGCAGGAUAGGCAAGUUUUUUUAGACAUUGUCCACAUUACCCUCCACCCAUCCGAGUAAACUCUGAAACUAUAUUCAGGAAAUGAGCUGCUGAGUCAAUGCCACUUGCAUGUCAAGCUCUGGAUGCAGUGUCACGGUGGUGAAAGCUGGCAUUUUUGGCCACUAAGCCAUCCCUUCCAGCGUGACGAAUGAACCUUCACAGUUGUAACUUUAGAGUGUCUAUUGCAACACUUUUAAUGACAGAUACCAUGAUAUAAAACAGGAUAAAUGGGCAAUUUAGUAACUCAGAAUAUUCGUACUUACUUGUCAUAAAGUACAAAGUGACCAACGAAUUUCCUUUCACCACUUCUCCAAUCAUAUUAUCAAGUCUUAGAAACACUCCCAUCAAACAUUAUCCUAGGGCUCAAUAGGGUUUUCCCCCAGGUGUAUUUCCUCCUCCUUGAAACAGGGUUCGUAAUUUUCAGGAAACCAGGACAUGGAGAAGUUCCAAGGGGUGGGGCAAGGAAAUAGCUCCACCAUCCCCACAGCUCAUGCAACCCGGGAGUACAACUUGCUCACUUACAGCCCUGAGUGCUUCCUGAGUGAUGCCAGCACAUUUCAUGGCUUCACUCAUACUAUAGUCCUUUCCAUAUCUCAUUUCUUAUUUGUUAUUGUCCAGCUUGUCCUCUUUUGCUAGCCUCUGCUACUCCACUUAAGGGUUCCUUCCCUCCUUCCUAAAAGUUGUCAUUAUUUUCAUGGUACAGAGUAGUGAAAAUGCACAGGCCUUUCUAAAGUAAGAAUUCCAGGAUUUAAAUUCCAGCUCUGAGACUUGCUGAUUGUGAGCUUGGUCUCGUUUCUGAAUCUCAAUCUGUUCAUUGAUGUGAUUUAAAUGAUAAUAAUAAAAGUAACCUUUCAUAGCGAUGUCUACUUUAUAUUUUUGAUCUUAACUAUGCGGAUCUAAGUAGAAUUUCCCAUAUCUAAAAUGAUGCCUUUUACUUAUUGAAAGGCAUUUUAGUGUGGUUUAUGUGUCAUACCAAAUAAAGAAUAUUUAACACUUCUCAAAAAAAAAACCUUUUGCAUAGUGUAAUCAAGGUAGCCAAUCCAUGUAAAGAGCAUAGCACAGUGCCCAGUAUAUUGCAAAUAUUCAAUAAGUGUUAUGUGUUGUGUUCUAUGUUAGGCAUUGCGUGUGAAUAUUUAAACAAUUUAGAAAUGAUAAAUCAGUUGAUUAUUAAGCUACAACUUAGCAUAACUAAAAGAAUAUACUUCUUGGUUGCUUUUGAUACUAAUACAGUAUCAGAGUAGAGUAGUUCUUAUAAGCAUAAAUAAAUUAAGAAGUGACUUACACAUGAGGGACCAACUUUAUGGAAACUUUAUUUUUAUACUUAAGAUGUAUGCCUUCUCAGGAUGACAUCAGCACUUGUUCAUAGUUGUGUAUUAUGUUGUUCCCUGGAUGAAUUCCUUAUUGCCUCUCCCUCCUUUGGAACAACCUGACUUUGAGAGGGGAGAUAGGGAAGGCCGAGGCACUUAGAUGAAAGGGAUUUUUUUCUCUCAGGCCUUUAUCCACCAUCCCAGUCUCCCUCUCUCUCUCUGUUUCUACCUCAUCUUCCCACCUCAGGCUAUUCUGGCCCUCACAACCCAUGCCCAAAGCCUAAGUUACUAAGUAAGCAAAGCUUCCCUGGCCUGCAGUGAGCUUUGUCAAUACCUGAGAGGGCAGCCUGACUACUGAUAUUUUUCUUGGUGUCAGUAAUACAUCCUUACUGCAAAAACUUAGAAAACUUGGACAAUAGAGAGGGAGGGAAAGAACCUUAAUCCCAACCAAAGUGAAAUAAGGUAAACAAUUUGAUGUUUGACCUUGUACUGUUUUAUAUUUAUACAUAGAUCUAAAUAUUUAAACAGUUCUUUUGCCUUGUAUCUACUAUUUGUAUUUAGCAGCUCUACACCAUGUACGUGUUUCUUUAUAAAAUGCUUUCUUCCAAAACAGACUUCUAAUGACUCUAUAGUAUUGAGUGCUAUGGAUAUACUAAAUUUUAUUUAUUCAGUUCUUGACUAUUGGACAUUUAGAUUGUUCCCUGAGUUUUACUGUUAUGAAUAAUGCAGCAAACAGCUGUAAACAUCUUAGAUUAUUUGCACAAGUAACCUAUAAUAUUUAUCAUAUUGGUCUUAAGUUUAUUUUCUUAGUAAUUAUUACUUAUAUUCUAAAAACAAAUGAACAUUUAAGCUUGGUGUAUAAUAAAGGCUUACACAUGUGUUUAAUAUUAAAGCAUAUUUCAUACCUUACCUGUGCAUUUAUGUAAAGUUUUAACAGAGAGAGGAGAUAGCUGUGUCUCAUUUGUAACCCAUUCUCCAGGCCUGUUAUCAUUACCAAUCAGUAUACUAUGAAGCUUUAGAUCCUUAUCUUUCCACAAGAGAAGAUAGAAGCCUAGUGUGUGGGGAAAGGGACUCAAAUAUGAAGUAGGGUGUAGUAUCAAAAGAAACGUGGUCUUUAAAGUAAGGAGGGUUUGGUUUUAAAUUCAAUUUUAACUUUAAAAAUCACAUCUAACUCUCUGGGCUUUAUUUUCAGCUAUCGCAAAAUGGAGGUAGUAAUACUAGUGUUUAUAAACUGUCAUGAGAAUUACAUGCUUAGCACAUAAUGGCUACUAAGUGAAGGUAGUUUCCCUUCCCUUCAUUCUCCUAUUGUGUGGUGAGCCUAUCACUAAAAUUACAACAUGUUUUAAAUGAAAAUAUAUGAAAAUUUAUUAUCUAUUAUGAAAAGACUUUAACUUUCUGAUACUUUGGUAAUAUAGACUGUACAAAAACAUGUACAAACUUUUAUAUGUUUCCUUGCUCGUUAGCCUCAAAUAAGCAAAAACAUUUUUCCAAGAUUGAUCACCUCAGAACCAUCACAAAGUUUUAUUUUAUUUUUUCUUCAUUUGACUGAGACCCUUGUGUUUUUCUCCUCAACUUGUUCUAAUUACAGGGACUUUUGAAAAGGGGGAAUCUUUUCAUGUCUAGGUGUUUUCAAUCUAUGGUAUUCGUACAUGGUUAGCUGAGGUUGAUUUUUUUUCUUUUGAGGCUCUUCUCUCAACACAUAUAUAUGUACUACUUCUGAUUUUUCAUGAGUAAAACAAGCAUUGAUAGCAAUAUCCAAAAAAACUUCAGUAAAGAACAAUUUAUAUCAAAGAUCUUUCUUCACUGUGGAGAAUCACAGACUUCCUUGGAAAUAUACUUUAGAUGGUCAAAUGAUACAUCAUUUAAACUUAAUUCUAUUUGGGUCCAUGCAAUGUAUAUCAUGGGCUUGGGAAGAAGUGAGGUUCUUCCUUUCAAGUUAUGUCUGUAGCCUUUGAUAUUAUCACUUUGUUAUAUUUCUAUGUCCAGGUCUUUAAAAGGUUUAUGUUAGGAAAUACUUAAAUAUACCCAAAAGUGUAUAAGAAUAAUGUUAAUUAAAACAUUAAUACUUAUGUUAUCAAUACCUAAAUUUGACAGAUGUGAAUAUUAUGUAUAUUUUCAAUCUACCUGUUUUAUAUUUCUAUAACUUGCUUUGUUUUGACUAAUGCUAUGACUUUCAAGUUUGCCCAUGCUAAUAGAUGUAGCACUAUUUCUAUAAUACUCAAUUGCUGAGUAUCCAUUUUCUGCUGAUGAAUAUGUAUGCUAUUUCCAAUUUAUUGCUAUUAUGAACAGUUCUGUAAUGUUUAAGUUUAUACAUAUUUUCUUGGAGACUCAUUCAUUCAUCCAUCCAGCAAAUACUAAUUUUGCCACUGGUACAUAUUAAGCCAUAUAGCAGGCAAUAGAAAAAUAUAUAUAUAUAAACUUGGUUCAGCUCUUGAGAAGUCCAGACACUAGUGGAGGAGAAAGAUGUGCAAACAAAUUAGUGUAAUACAGCUUGCUAGUGCAAUAUUAGAUACAUGUGUGUAUGUAUAUGUACAUGUCUAUCUGUUUAGAAAAGGAGACAGUGUGUGUGCGUGUGUGUUUAUGUGUGUAAGAGACACAGAUAGAUUGAAAAAUAAAAACAGAGAGAGAGAGCAUCAUUGGAGAGGAAGUAAUAGCUCUUUUCCUCUGACUCUGAAAAGUAAAUGAAUGAGUCGGGUUUCAUCCCACAGAAUGAACAGAAAUUCACUAGGCAGAAUAAAAGGCAAUGAGACUUCUGGCAGCUUAGAGCUAUAAAAUGCUAUGCAUAUAGCAAAGAAAAUAUUUACUCUUUCAAAAUGACAGGUGCCUGUCUGUGAGUUGUGAAAGAUGAAGCAUAACAUUUAGGAAAAACCAGAUAUCAUAAUAAAUUAAGAAAUUUUAAUUUUAUCCUGUAGGUCAUAGGCAACCUUUAAAUAAUUAGAAGCACUGAAAUAACAUCAUAUUUGAAUUUUAGAAAGAUCACUUGGAUACCCCUGUGCAGGGAUAAAACUGGAAGUAGCAUUGAUGUAGUUCUACACUAAUACAGAAGUAGAUGAAAGUGAGAAGGAAAAACAGGAAGUAGACUAGAAAGGCUUACUGGCUUUAGAGACUAAGUAUAUGGUGUUGCCAUUAACAAGGAAGGUAUAUAGAAAGGAAGCAAAGUUUGGGAGAAGUAAAGAUGAGUGAGUGGGAGGAGAUAAUUAAUUCAAUGUGAAUGUGUUGAGUUGAUGACACUAGGUGUUAUAUUCAGGUGGAAAAGUCCAGGAGAGGGUUGAGAUAUGUGGGUGUGGGGUUUGGGAGAGAGCUCUGUUCUGGAGUGAUAAUUUUGGAAGUCAUUAAUAUCAGGGAUAUUGGACACGAAGGCAUGGAUAAAACCAUCUAGAAUAAGUCUGUUUAUAGUGCAUGGACUGAAUUUCUAUUUCACACAUAUUUGAGGUGUGUUGGUUGAUAUGGUUACUUCUAUAACAUUGCCUUCUUGCUUCUGUAUACCUAGUGCCAAUGAAAGAUAGCCUAUUCUUAUUCCAGCAUCUACUUCAAUUGAUUGUAUAAGAAAAAAACUGGUAUUUUUAUGAAGCUUUGUUGUUUCAUACCUGUUGUUCUUUUGUAACCCCGACCUUUAUCAGCUUGAAAGCAUUGUUUGAGUAACAUGAGAGAAUGUAUUUGAUAAACCAAAAUGUGCCAUAUAGUGGAGACAAAAUUGUGUCCUAAAAAUAAAAUGAUGGACUUUACUUCAUAAAUGUUUAAUUUUUUACAUGUAAAAGAUUAAAUUUAAACUUCUUUAAUGUAAUGUAAACUUCUUUAAUAAAUGUUUCCAGCAGGCAGAAUUUUUUGUUUUUGCUUGCAUUUGUAGUCUUUGCAUACUGGAUUUAUUGUGACCAUCUAAUGCUCAGUUAAUUUCUAUUAUCUGACUUGUCCAGGUUACCAACUUGACCUGAUUUUUACAGUUUUAUUGCUCACAGCCUAUUAUAUCUUCACAGCACUUUUUUCUGUGACCAACAGCCUGGUUUUAGUAACUCUGGAUUUCCCAUGUCCAUUAUUUGAUUAUGUUAAUGCUUUCUAAAACACAAAUAAAUUGUUUUCUCAGUUCCUUAUGGCUUGAUUAUUUGAUUUCUAAACCAGGUUGCCUAAAUUUUGCUUGAAACAUCUAUUGACUUAUUCACUGUUAUUGCUUAAAAACUAGGACCUGAAACGAAAGUUCUACAUGCAAUGGAUGCGCUUGCUAGUUUUUUCUAGCCAUCCAGUGUAUUCUCUAUGGUCUCACCUUGUCCUUUAUUCCUUCACACUUGUGGUAUCCAUUCAACUUCCCUGGGGCUCAGGUCAAGGCAACUUAUGACACGCCAGGGUCUACAUUGCUAGUAUGGAUUGAAAGCUUUCUGUCUCUAGCUCAGUCAUGCCAGUAAAUGAUUAUCUCUGCAUGAAAAACAGGAUAGGCUUCACAUAUCUAAUAGAGAGUGGUGCGUAACGCACAUAUAUUUUUCCUAAUGUGUCAGUAGAUGAUUAAAAAUCAUACUUUAACUUUUAUGUGCCUUUUUGGAUAUGACCCAUGAAUAUUAUCACUCACUUCAUCAAGAGACUCCAAUAAAUGCUAUCUGAACUUACACUGAGGAGGAGGUAUAAGGCAUUUUUCCCCACUAUACUUUCAGUGGAUUUAUCUCUUUUUAGGUUUUUUUUUUAAUAAACCUUACUUUUAUGGGAUUAUAUGAAGUUGUACUUUAUAGUUGUAAAAAAGUCGUUUAAUAACACCCAUAUCAGGCAUAAAAUAUGCCUUUACAUUUUGUAAAAUUUAAAUAUGUUGUGGUAACAUGGGUUGACAAGGGUGCUUUCGUAUAAAGGAUAAAAGUCCUCUCUCAAUCAUAUUGUGAAGUAUAACAAAACAAUAAAGAGGAGAAGGAGAAAGGAAAUACAAAGAAAGGAUCUACAUGACAUGUGAUGAGUAGGGAAUAGUAAGAAUUAUAGUGGGACAGCACUGGAGUGAAAUCCACUGUUCUGUGACCUCCAGCAGCCAGGACCAUGUCUUAUUUAUAUUUGUGUUUCUUGUACCUGGUGAAGAACCUUGCUUUUAGGACUAGAAAACUCCCUGUUCAAUGAAUGAAUUCCUUUCUUUAGAAGUCAAGUGCUUAACCGGUUAGGCACGGUGGCUCAAGCCUAUAAUCCCAACACUUUGGGAGGCCAAGGUGGGCAGAUCAUUUGAGGUCAGGAGUUCAAGACCAGCCUGACCAACAUGGUAAAACCCAGUCUUCACUAAAAAUACAAAAAUUAGCUGGGCGUGGUGGUGCACACCUGUAAUCUCAGCUACUUUAGAGGCUGUGGCAGUGAGCUGAGAUCGCGUCACUGCACUCCUGCCUGGGUGACAGAGACAGACUCUGUCUGAAAAAAAAGAAGAAGUCAAGUGCUUAUCUUGGUCUUGGUUUAAACUUUUUUCCUAGAAGGUAAGGAAGCUCUUCAUAGGGGAAGAUGAUCCUUUCAGGACUCAUUCAGCCUUAGAUUCUCUUUCAUACCUUGUUUGGGACUGUUCCACUUCAUGAAAGCUUAAUAUGGCAUUGCAUCAGCACCACUGACUCAGAGCUUGCACCUGCAGAGUUCAAUAAAAGGUAGGGGAGAGGCAAAGAAUUAACUGAGAAAUUACUGUCUUCAGUGAAAAAACUAGAAAAUACCAUUGCUUUACUUUCUACUGUGGGUAGGAAUAUAAGCCUUUCUGUAGGUGAAGUCAUCAUUCCAAUGGUGUAUUCAGAGCAUGGUGUUACUGAAUGUCUGUUGCAGACAAUGUGUUGACUAUCAGAAAGUGAAACAAUUUUAUUAGAUCUAUAGUCAUUAUUAAUUGUGUCAUUUUAAUAGCAUCAGCAUAUCUAAUUAAUACCUAGGAAAAUUGAUAUUUAAAAAAUGUAGUGAUCAAAAUGUUACAUGUCAGUGCUUAUGUAAUAAUCCAUACAGAGGUGGUGUUUGAAAUGUACUAUGGAGACUCUGACGGAGCACCUGGCUACCUGCUUUAGGUGUGGCUUUGGUUCUGAAGUAGAGCAGUUCUGAGAAGGAAGGAAUGUGUAUUGGUAUAUAUCUGUGGUGCGUUCUAAGGCAACUUUCUAUGAAAGUCCUUUCUUUUUACUCAUUUAUGUAGUUAAAGACAUAAAUGUUAGACUGAAACCAUAAAAACCCUAGAAGAAAACCUAGGCAAUACCAUUCAGGACAUAGGCAUGGGCAAGGACUUCAUGACUAAAACAUCAAAAGCAAUGGCAACAAAAGCCAAAAGAGACAAAUGGGAUCUAAUUAAAGAGCUUCUGCACAGCGAAAGACACUGUCAUCAGAAUGAACAGGCAACCUACAGAAUGGGAGAAAAUUUUUGCAAUCUACCCAUCUGACAAAGGGCUAAUAUCCAGAAUCUACAAGAAACUUAAACAAAGUUACAAGAAAAAAACAACCCCAUCAAAAAGUGGGCAAAGGAUAUGAACAGACACUUCUCAAAAGAAGACAUUUAUGCAGCCAACAAACACAAGAAAAAAUGCUCAUCGUCACUGGUCAUCAGAGAAGUGCAAAUCAAAACCACAAUGAGAUACCAUCUCACGCCAGUUAGAAUGGCGAUCGUUAAAAAGUCAGGAAACAACAGAUGCUGGAGAGGAUGUGGAGAAAUAGGAACACGUUUACAUUGUUGGUGGGAGUGUAAACUAGUUCAACCAUUGUGGAAGACAGUAUGGUGGUUCCUCAAGGAUCUAGAACUAGAAAUACCAUUUGACCCAGCGAUCCCAUUACUGGGUAUAUACCCAAAGGCUUAUAAAUCAUGCUACUAUAAAGACACACGCACAUGUAUGUUCAUUGUGGCAGUAUUCACAAUAGCAAAAACUUGGAACCAACCCCAAUGUCCAUCAGUGAUAGACUGGAUUAAGAAAAUGUGGCACAUAUACACCAUGGAAUACUAUGCAGCCAUAGAAAAGGAUGAGUUCAUGUCCUUUGCAAGGACAUGGAUGCAGCUGGAAACCGUCAUUCUGAGCAAACUAUCACAAGGACAGAAAACCAAACACUGCAUGUUCUCACUCAUAGGUGGGAACUGAACAAUGAGAA
Molecule: messenger RNA, 23287 nt
Organism: Pan troglodytes (chimpanzee)
Lineage: Eukaryota; Metazoa; Chordata; Mammalia; Primates; Hominidae
Gene: MTHFD2L
Product: methylenetetrahydrofolate dehydrogenase (NADP+ dependent) 2 like
Exons: 7
Coding region: 9443-10561 (372 amino acids)
Biological process (GO): tetrahydrofolate interconversion
Cellular component (GO): mitochondrion
Molecular function (GO): methylenetetrahydrofolate dehydrogenase (NADP+) activity; methenyltetrahydrofolate cyclohydrolase activity; methylenetetrahydrofolate dehydrogenase (NAD+) activity
Source: RefSeq, a predicted model, not a curated record